AGCGGCAUUUCUGUCCUUUUCUAUAAUAUUACUUCACAUAUUUUUCUUUUUUCUUUUUUUAUACAUAAAAAGGAUAUUGAAGUUAUAGUGCGCCGGAACCCUCGCCGCCAUUCUUUUGGCUCGCUGGUUCCCUCCGCUCACCCGCCGCCGCCACCGCCACCGCCGCCGCCGCCACUGCCACAGCUAUUGUACUCAUAGUUCAGUUAUCAGUAUGCCAACCGUUAGCGUUGGAAGAGACCGUUUGUUCGAAGCCCUAGGCCGUACUUACACUGAUGAAGAGUUUGAUGAAUUGUGCUUCAAGUUUGGUAUUGAGCUCGAUGAUAUAACAACAGAAAAAGCAAUACAGAGAAAAGAGAAGCAUUUGGAUGAAGAGGGGACGGAAGACGAUGGAGAGACCAUAUACAAAAUUGAAGUUCCGGCAAAUAGAUACGAUUUGCUUUGUCUUGAAGGACUAGCUCAAGCUCUCCGAAUAUUUAAUGGGCUUGACCCCAUCCCAACAUAUAAGGUGGCGAAUAUUGGUAAAGAAUCUAUGCUUGAAAUGCAUGUAAAAACAGAGACAUCCAAGAUUCGCCCGUAUGUGGUAUGUGCUGUUUUAAGAGGAGUAACAUUUGAUGAGGCUAAGUACAAUAGCUUCAUUGAUCUACAAGAUAGGCUGCAUCAAAACAUUUGCAGGCGAAGAACCUUGGUGGCAAUUGGUACCCAUGACCUAGAUACAAUUGAAGGACCAUUCACAUAUGAGGCCUUGCCUCCUGCAGAAAUAAAUUUUGUGCCCUUAAAGCAGACCAGAAACUUCAGAGCUGAUGAGCUGAUGGAAUUUUACAAAUCUGAUUUGAAGCUGAAGAAGUUUCUGCACAUAAUUGAGAAUUCACCUGUGUACCCUGUUAUAUAUGAUUGUAAAAGGACUGUGUUGUCUUUACCACCCAUUAUUAAUGGUGCACAUUCGGCCAUUUCACUGAAAACAAAGAACGUGUUUAUAGAAUGUACAGCCACAGAUUUGACGAAGGCCAACAUUGUUCUGAACACGAUGGUAACUAUGUUUUCAGUGUACUGUGAGCGGAAGUUUGAAGUUGAACCAGUUAAAGUAACAUAUUCUGAUGGAAAAUCGUUUGUGUAUCCCGAUCUUUCAAUCUACAACAUGAAUGUGCCUUUGUCCUACAUUACUGGCAUUAUUGGAGUUCAAUUGCCAGAGGAAAAGGUGGCUAGUUUGUUGCAUAAAAUGCAAUUGCGUGCAGAGAAAUCUCUAUCAGAAGAUAAAAAAGUCAAGUUUGUUGUAUUUGUUCCUCCCACAAGAAGUGAUGUUCUUCAUCCAUGUGAUGUAGCGGAGGAUGUUGCAAUUGCUUAUGGUUACAAUGAGAUCCCAAAGAGAAAACCUGCAUCUUUGAAGCCUUUACCUCUCAGUCAAUUCAGUGAUCUAAUUCGGACGGAGAUUGCAAUGGCUGGUUAUACUGAGGUGUUAACAUGGAUCUUGUGUACCAAGAAAGAAAUUUCCUCCAUGUUGAACCGUGAAGAGGAUAGCUCUGCUGCGAUUAUUGCUGAUUCUCGUACAUCUGAAUUUGAGGUUGUUCGGUCUACUCUCAUGCCUGGACUAUUGAGAACUGUGGGGCAUAAUAAGGACCAUUCAAAGCCUAUAAAGAUUUUUGAAGUUGGUGAUGUUGUCUUCUUAGAUGCCACAAAUGAUGUUGGUGCAGUAAACCGUCGCCACCUUGCUGCUUUGUAUUGUGGCGCAACUUCAGGAUUUGAGCUAAUACAUGGUCUACUCGACAAAAUCAUGGAAGCAACUGGUGCUAAUUUUGUAUCACCUGGAAACAGUUCAGGCUACUAUAUAGAAAAAUCAGAGGAACCUGCAUUACUUCAGGGGAGACAAGCUAGCGUUAUUUACGCAGGAAAGCGAAUUGGAACAUUCGGCAUUGUGCACCCCAAGGUCCUCAAGGAGUUUGACAUUCCGGAUCCCUGCUCCUUUCUGGAGCUUGACAUGCAGACUUUCCUAUAGUCAGGUUUCACGACGCGAGCAUCAGCUACCAUCCCCUUUCUUCCUGGGAAGCCUUUGUCGGCGUUGGUUCCUUUACGUACUUAUAAAGCUUUUGAAGUCAGCGGCCUGAGCUGUUCGAAUGUGGUGACAAUUUUGAUAGAUAUGUCUCAUAUUGAUUAUUAUUAAUACUUGGUAAUCGAGGAAGAAGAUGAUCCAACGUUCAUUUCGUUCACUUACUGUUUGACAGGAAACAUAAGAUGAUUUUUUUUUUCCAGAUGUAAUGGUCACUUGCUUACCCUUUCUUAUAGCUGAAUGAAUUAUUUGGUUUGGGCAUGAAAAUAGCCUUAACCAGUUUGCCAUUGUCCAA
Capsicum annuum is the source of this 2336-nucleotide messenger RNA. RefSeq names its product phenylalanine--tRNA ligase beta subunit, cytoplasmic. Gene Ontology annotation, molecular function: RNA binding; ATP binding; phenylalanine-tRNA ligase activity. The coding region runs from base 212 to 1990 and encodes 592 amino acids. The record is from RefSeq and is a predicted model, not a curated record. The transcript is spliced from 20 exons. Lineage: Eukaryota; Viridiplantae; Streptophyta; Magnoliopsida; Solanales; Solanaceae. Gene Ontology annotation, cellular component: phenylalanine-tRNA ligase complex; cytoplasm. Gene Ontology annotation, biological process: phenylalanyl-tRNA aminoacylation.